Messenger RNA from Capsicum annuum, 662 nucleotides. Its product is annotated as auxin-induced protein 15A. The transcript has a single exon. NCBI's taxonomy places the organism in Eukaryota, Viridiplantae, Streptophyta, Magnoliopsida, Solanales, Solanaceae. The coding region runs from base 221 to 478 and encodes 85 amino acids. Gene Ontology annotation, biological process: response to auxin. The record is from RefSeq and is a predicted model, not a curated record.
AAGACAGGACCCAUGUGGUGAUUGAUAUGUCUUUCUCUUAGCAGAUGCCUGGCCCAAAUGGCUCUUCACCACAACUCAUGAGAUAUUAUGACUUGCCAAAGGCUUAUAUAAACAUGUUUUGAGAAGUUGCCACCACCACAACUCAACACAAAACAAGAAAACUACUCAAAGCUUUUCUGUGCUUUCAGGCUAUUCAUUUGCUCAUCUUAAUUGAAAGAUCAUGGCUAUUCGUGUUCCUCGUAUAAUCAAGAAGUCUUCAACAUCCUUGGAUGUUCCCAAGGGCCAUUUUGCUGUUUAUGUUGGGGAGAAGCAGAAAAACAGGUUUGUGAUACCGAUAUCAUACUUGAGCCAGCCUUCAUUUCAAGACUUGCUAAGUCGAGCAGAGGAAGAAUUUGGUUUCGAUCAUCCAAUGGGUGGUGUUACAAUUCCCUGCUCAGAGGACAUCUUCAUUGGCAUCACUUCUAAAUUUAGGAUUUAGGAAUAUAGUUGAGAUCAUUUUUUCUAUUAUUAGAUCUCAAUUUUGUAUACAGAAGCAGGAGAUCCGUCUUGUACAGUUGAUUAGUUAGAACUUAGAAGCUACGUGAAGCUUAGCGCCAGAAAAGAUUGGUGCUUUUUGACUCGAAAAGACUAAUUCAAUGAAUACUGAUAUAACAUUUCUUGAA